Pyrus x bretschneideri (Chinese white pear) is the source of this 3047-nucleotide messenger RNA. RefSeq names its product UPF0481 protein At3g47200-like. The record is from RefSeq and is a predicted model, not a curated record. The transcript is spliced from 3 exons. The coding region runs from base 1545 to 2828 and encodes 427 amino acids. NCBI's taxonomy places the organism in Eukaryota, Viridiplantae, Streptophyta, Magnoliopsida, Rosales, Rosaceae.
AAAACAAAAUCUACUUGUUAAUUUUUUUGUUCUUAUCUACAAAACCUAAAUUUUCUUCCUUGUUUUUGACUUUGGAAACACUUCUUAUUUUAACCUUGGGUAGAAUUUUGUUCUGUCUUGCAUGUUUUGACUGGAAGCUUGAGAUCUAUGAAGGAACACACUUUCUAGAAAAACAUUGUUGAAAAACGAAUUAAAUUUGAAUUUCAUUGUAUGUAAAAAACUUAUUUACAUAUCCCUAUUGCGUACUAAAUGUGGAGACAAAUGAAGUCUAAAAGAAAAGGUUUCGACGCACGGUGAAGCAUUCUUAUUUCUUCCUCUUAAAACAUUUCAAACUUUCGUACCAGAGCCUUGACCCACAGCUUGAAUAUGAAUCAACUUGAUACUGGUGCAAUAUGCCUCUUUUCUACAAUUAUGGGCCUCAUGGCCCCCAAUUAUUUAUGUCUGUGAAAUGAAAGUUCCUUAAUUUCCACAUGUAGAGAUCAUUAUUGCCAGAUGACGUAAUAUUGGUGAUGUCACUCUGUUAUUGAUCGUUGUCAGCAACUAAGGGUUAAGGAGGAUUCAUGCAAACUGGUUGAUUGUUAUAGUUUGAUUAAAAUAAUCUAACAGUACUACGUUAAAAAUUAUUGGAAAAUUUGCUAUAAUAAAAUUAAUUUAUAUAAUUUUAAUUCAUUCAAUUCGACGAUUAAAAAUUGAUAAGAGUGUGUAACAGAUAAAAAAAUGUGUGUAAAUAGUACCACUCUUUCAUUAUUUGGUUGUUGAAAUAGAAAUAAGGAUAUGAACGAUUGAAUGAUAGAGACAGAUGAUUGAAAUGCCUAAAGUACCCUAGUUGAAUUAUAUAGUUGUCUUUGCAAGCUAAAUUGAGGUUGCUCCUCCAUUCCACCACAAACAUUGUCCAGGGCAAAUUCUUCUGACUGGAUUUUCUCUCAUCGCUUUCAUUCCCAGAGGCCAGUAAGCCCAUCUCGCAGCAAUUAUUAUUGCGCUAUUGAGAGAAUAUUCCACAACAUUUCUCUCAUUAACAUCAUAAGUUACGAAGGCUAGCACAAUAUCAAGGCUCUUCCAAAAUUGCGUUGUCAGACUGUCAAGUCAUUAAUUGGAGAACUAGUAUCAACCACAUGUUUACAGGUGAGGAAAGAUAAGGGUAGGUAGCUAACAUAACUCACGUCAUUAAUUUAAUUGGUGAUUUAAACACGUUCAACAGAAACAUAUUGAAGAAGAAAUGGUUAUAUAUAGCCAGCCUAUAAUUGUGCUAUUGUUAAAAGAAAAUUUAUAUAUCAUCUACCAGAGGAGCUAUGUAUUGAGUUUUCUUAGUCAUCUACAAGAGGCAAAUUCAACGUGCAAACUUGCUUGUUUUCUUGUAUACAAAGCAGAUCUUCUUGUCGAUGUACUUCCCCGACGUGGAAUUCCUCUUCACAUCCUCUUGGCUUGUUUUGAUCCAAAUUUACACCACCACAUGGCUCCACCUGAGCAGUCGAAGAUGAAUUAAAAGUGAUCAUUAUCUCAUUGUCAGCAAUUACGAUUUGGAACAACAAACACAUCAACAUUAAAUGGAAAGAAGCAACGAAGCUCCACAAAACCCUGGCAUUCAGUUAGCAACUUCAAUGAGUGAAGAGUUGGGUGAUUUGACUCGCUUGUCCGCUUCGUGUUGCAUCUACAAAGUUCCUGAACGACUACGGUGUGUAAAUGAAAAGGCCUACACACCUCAAGUAGUCUCUAUAGGUCCGAUUCACCAUGGUAAGAAAGGCUUAGAAGACAUGGAAGAACACAAGAAGAGGUACCUGCAGCAUUUUUUAAAUCGGACUAAGGUCAGCUUGGAAGUUUAUGUAACGAAAAUACAGGUCAAGGAACCGGAACUGCGCAGUUGCUAUGCGCACAACAUUGGGUUGAGCAGUGAUGAAUUUGUAAGAAUCAUUCUUGUGGAUGCCGCCUUCAUCAUUGAGCUCUUAUUGAGGUAUUGUUCCCCUAUCCAGCUGGAGAGCAAUGACGGCAUCCUUAACAAACCAUGGUUGAAAAAGUUUAUAAUACCUGACAUGCUUUUGCUCGAAAAUCAGCUGCCAUUUUUCAUUCUUGAGGAUCUCUUUGCCACUGCGGAGGUGCUGGCGAUGAUGCCUUCAGUAUUUGUCCUCUCUUACAUUUUCUGCAUGGAAUCAACGAGUUUACAUGUAAAAAGAGACGAUUCGGGAUCUUUUUCUAGUUUUAAAGUAGAGCAUUUUGUUGAUUUGAUUAGAACUUUACAUCUACCAACGGAGGAAGAGAACUCAAAAUAUCAAAGGCCAUUCGAAGCUUCACCUGUACCCAGCAUGACGACACUACACCAGGCUGGAGUCAAGUUUAAGGCAAGAUCAAGCAAUAAUCUAUUUGAUAUACGUUUCAAAGACGGAAGUUUGGAAAUUCCAAAUCUAAUGAUAGCGUAUUCCACGGAGCUUUUACUCCGAAACCUUAUUGCCUUUGAGCAAUGCCAUUGCGAUUGCAACUACUUCAGUGAUUAUAUCUUCCUCAUGGAUAAUUUGGUGAACACCCCAAAUGAUGUGGAAUUGCUUGUCAAGAAUGGAAUUGUUGAAAAUCUGCUUGGUGACAAGAAUAAGGUAUCUACUCUGAUUAACAGCCUUGGCAAAGGUGUUGUGUUUGACAAAGCAUCAUUCUAUUAUGCUACUCUUACAGCGGACAUCAACAAGUACUACAAAAAGCCGUGGAACGAAUGGAAGGCAAAUCUGAAACAAAAAUAUUUCAACACAACUUGGGAUACUAUUUCUGUCAUUGGUGCUCCUAUAGCGAUCAUACUCACUUUCGUACAAACGGUGUGUUCUGUUUACCAAAGCGGUCAACGCUAAGUUUCCCAUUUAAGUUCUAGUGUGCACAAUAUCUACUUGUUAAUUUGCAGUUGCUUGUCUAUGCAUGAAAUUUAAAUAAUAUGUCUCCUUUGUACUUAAAAUAAAAUAAAAUAAAUAAAUAAUAUGUUGAGGAAAAGUGUCAUUGUAGCCUUUCAUCAUGGGAAAGGUCAUAGUGAGAUUCAUGAGUUUCAUUUGACUGCUCAUCAAUUUUUAAUGUAG